Molecule: messenger RNA, 1611 nt
Organism: Geodia barretti
Lineage: Eukaryota; Metazoa; Porifera; Demospongiae; Tetractinellida; Geodiidae
Source: the annotation of a GenBank genome assembly
AUGUAUUACCCAACCCUGCAGCAGGUCAAGGCGCGGGCCAGGGAGGGUAACCUGGUGCCGGUAUACCGCUCAAUCCACGCCGACCUCGAGACGCCCGUGUCGGCCUAUCUGAAGGUGGCUCAAGGCCCCUAUUCCUACCUGCUGGAGAGCGUGGAGGGUGGUGAGCGCCUGGGUAGAUACAGUUUCAUCGGUACGAGCCCCUACAAAGUUAUCACCACUGGCCCCGGGGAACCCGCUGGCGAAAUCGAUCCCUUAACGCUGGUGGAAGAGGAAAUGGCGCGGCACAAGCUCAUAGCCGUCGACGGCCUGCCCGGUUUCCACGGCGGUGCGGUGGGCUACGUUGCCUACGACGCCAUCCGUUACUUCGAGCCGCGGGUGCCGGUGAUGCCCGCCGACCCUCAGAACGUGCCAGAAUCGGUGUUCAUGUUCGGCGAGACAAUCCUUAUAUUCGAUCACCUGCGCCACGACAUCAAGGUGGUUUCCCAUGCCAGGCUGGAAGGCGAUGUGGAGCAGGCAUACAACGAUGCCGUGGCCCGCAUUGAGGAGAUGGUCCGCUUGCUGUCCCAACCUCUGGCCCUGCCCGAGGAGUUACAACAGGGCGCAGCCGUUCCGCCCAGUCCCAUCGAGUCCAACUUUACGCCCGACCAAUACGCGGACGCUAUCGAGAAGUGCGUGGAGUAUGUCUACGCAGGCGACAUAAUCCAGGUCGUUAACUCCCAACGGUUCUCCCGUCGGACGGGUGCCCAUCCGUUCCAGAUCUACCGUGCCCUCCGGAGCGUCAAUCCUUCACCCUACAUGUAUUAUCUGGACCUGGAUGGCUUUCAGAUCGUCGGCGCUGCCAUCGAGUCCGUGGUCAAGGUGGAAGACGGAAUCGCCUCAACCCAUCCCAUAGCCGGCACUCGCCCCCGGGGCGCUACGCCUGGCGAGGACGAGGCCAACGAGGCCGAGCUGAAAGGCAGCGAAAAGCAACGGGCCGAACACGUCAUGCUGCUCGACCUAGGCCGAAAUGACAUUGGCCGGGUCAGUUACCCCGGCACCGUGGAAGUGACCAAGAUGAUGGAGGUCGAGCGCUUCUCUCACGUGAUGCAUUUGGUCUCCCACGUCGAGGGGAGACUCCGCAAGGAACUGACACCCUACGACGCUUUGCGCUCAUGCUUCCCCGCAGGCACCGUCUCCGGCGCACCCAAGAUCAGGGCCAUGGAGAUCAUUGCGGAAGUCGAGGGCGAAAAGCGCGGCCCUUACGGCGGAGCCGUGGGAUAUUUCAGUUACUCGGGCAACAUGGACACCGCCCUAGUUCUACGCACCGGCAUCUACAAGGACGGCACCAUGUACGUGCAGGCUGGCGGAGGCAUCGUAGCCGACAGCGUGGCCGAGGACGAGUAUCAAGAGACCCCGCCACAAGUCCGGUGCGUUGAUGCGGGCCAUCGACAUGGCAGAGGCGGGGUUCUGAUCGCAAGCUGGACCACCGCCACCCCAACCAGUCAGGAGGAGAGUCAUGCUGAAGUCGUUCUUUCACACCGGGUUCGUAGUCCAGAACAUCGAGGAGUCAGUUCGGUUUUACUCGGAAAUCCUCGGAAUGCGCAUCGCCGGCCGCACCGAGCGCCAGGGUGA